Messenger RNA from Drosophila innubila, 1444 nucleotides. RefSeq names its product fibrinogen-like protein 1. The record is from RefSeq and is a predicted model, not a curated record. The transcript has 3 exons. NCBI's taxonomy places the organism in Eukaryota, Metazoa, Arthropoda, Insecta, Diptera, Drosophilidae. Bases 16 to 1359 code for a protein of 447 amino acids.
UAAAUCGGUCGCAAAAUGUUGCGAAAUAUUAUUUGUAUAAUCCUUGUGUUAAAUUUAUUCGUAACGUUUUCUAAGGCAAUUUACAUUUCCGAACGCAAUGAGACGAAAUUACUUCAAUCAAUUAAUGAUCAACUAGUCGAAUUGAAAGCGAAACAGGGACGUCACGAAAUAUUGAUAGAAGAACUUAUGAAAUCAAUGCACAUUCUGGAUCGACAAGAUAACUUUAUGGAUGGACUUCUUAAGGCCACUAACAUUCAACAUCUUAUAACGGAACAGGAGCGUCAGGCAAAGCUGAUCAAUGGAGUUGUUAGGGAAUCAGAUUUUCAACAACUUAAAGCAGAUUUUCAAUAUCUACGUGCGGAACUGGAAAAGCAGAAGAAGGAGGAAGCUGAUAUGGAUAUAAACAUGCAAGAACUCAAAAAGGAACUGGAACAACGGAAGAAAAGUGCAGAGGAUAAAGAGUCGGACAGUCAAUCUCUCAGGGUGGAAAAUCAAAACCUUAGAGCGGAGCUAGAAAAACAGAAGAAGGAUGCAGCUAAUAUGGCAUCUGAUAUUCAACAACUAAGAGCAGAGCUGGAAAAGCAGGAAAAAGAUGGAAUUAAAAAGGAAUUUAAUAAUCAACAACUCAAAGCGGAGCUGCAACAACAGAAGAAAUGUGAAGUGGACAAUGAAUCUCUCCGAGCGGAGGUGGAACGAAAGAGAAAGUUGGUGAAUGGACUUGUUAACCCACCUAAUUGUACAGAGGCCAAGUCCAAUGGGAUCAACGAAAUACUCCUUCCUAACUUUAGCACUCAAUCUUUUAAAGUUGCCUGCGAUGUGGAAACUCGGGGUGGAGGAUGGACAGUUAUCCUGAGGAGGAUGGAUGGAAGUGUCAACUUCUAUCGCAACUGGACUGAGUACAAAAAUGGAUUUGGAGAUCUGAAUGGAGAAUUCUUCUUAGGUUUGGAAAAAAUACACGCAAUAACUGAAGAAAGGAGACAGGAGCUUCUCGUUGUUCUUGAGGACUUCGAGGGGGAUAACAGGUAUGAGAAUUAUGAUGCUUUUGCAAUUGGCAACGAGGAUCAACAAUAUGUCUUACACACUCUGGGUGAAGCCACUGGAACUGCUGGCGAUUCCCUCACUUAUCAUCGUGGCCACAGAUUUAGUACAUUUGAUCGGAAUAAUGAUUUUUGGAAAAAGGAAAACAAAAAUUACGCCAAAAGCAACACUGGUGCAUGGUGGUUCUAUGGUGGUCACUACAGUCACUUAUUGGGGAAAUAUAAUGACAACAAUUAUGAAAAGGGCGUCAUUUGGUACCAUUUUCGGGGUAAUGAGUACUCCCUUAAAACAGCUGUGAUGAUGAUAAGGCCGAGAAAGUGAAUAUUGAUGAAGAAUUCACAAGCUGCUUGAAUAAUUAAUUUUAGUGUCUUGUAAUAUCCCACAAAAAAAACCUCUAAACGAGGUA